Messenger RNA from Pseudopipra pipra, 1824 nucleotides. RefSeq names its product nescient helix-loop-helix 1 (gene NHLH1). Lineage: Eukaryota; Metazoa; Chordata; Aves; Passeriformes; Pipridae. The record is from RefSeq and is a predicted model, not a curated record. Gene Ontology annotation, biological process: regulation of transcription by RNA polymerase II. The coding region runs from base 247 to 630 and encodes 127 amino acids. Gene Ontology annotation, molecular function: RNA polymerase II cis-regulatory region sequence-specific DNA binding; DNA-binding transcription factor activity, RNA polymerase II-specific; protein dimerization activity. The transcript has a single exon.
ACCCGCCCGUCCGUUUAUUCGCUUUUUAUGCCUCCCCCCGCCCUCCCCGCGCCGUUCGUCGCCGAAGUUGUCGCCCGGCCAGCGAGCCCCCGGGGGGAAAUGUCCCGGUUCCCUCGCGUGUGAUGAGGAGGAGGAGGAGGAGAGCAGCAGCACCCGGGGGGUCUCCGCCGUGAGAGCCGCAGCCGAGACCGGUGCCCCGUCCCCCGCCACGUCCGCCCGUCCGUCCGUCCGUCCGUCCCCGCGGAGAUGAUGCUCAACUCCGACCAGGCGGAGCUCGACCUCCCCCCGCCGCGCUCCGAGGCCGAACCCGCCUUCGGCGGCGGCUGCGGGGGCAGCGCGGAGGGCGCGGGGGGGGUCGGGCCGUGCCCCCCGGGCCCGGGGGAGCCCCCGAAGAAGGAGCUGCAGCACCUGAGCCGGGAGGAGCGGCGGCGCCGGCGCCGGGCCACGGCCAAGUACCGGACAGCCCACGCCACGCGCGAGAGGAUCCGCGUGGAGGCCUUUAACGUGGCCUUCGCCGAGCUGAGGAGGCUGCUGCCCACCCUGCCCCCCGACAAGAAGCUCUCCAAGAUCGAGAUCCUGCGCCUCGCCAUCUGCUACAUCUCCUACCUGAACCAUGUGCUGGAUGUUUGAGAGCCCCCAGCUCGUCUGUCUGUCUGUCCGUGUGUCACAUCUGCUGCAUCUCCUACCUGAACCACGUGCUGGAUGUUUGAGUGUCCUACCGCGCGUCUGUCUGUCUGUCCGUGUGUCACAUCUGCUACAUCUCCUACCUGAACCACGUGCUGGAUGUUUGAGUGUCCUACCGCGCGUCUGUCUGUCUGUCCGUGUGUCACAUCUGCUGCAUCUCCUACCUGAACCACGUGCUGGAUGUUUGAGUGUCCUACCGCGCGUCUGUCUGUCUGUCCGUGUGUCACAUCUGCUACAUCUCCUACCUGAACCACGUGCUGGAUGUUUGAGUGUCCUACCGCGCGUCUGUCUGUCUGUCCGUGUGUCACAUCUCCUGCCUGAACCACGUGCUGGAUGUUUGAGAGCCCCCAGCUCGUCUGUCUGUCUGUCCGUGUGUCACAUCUGCUACAUCUCCUGCCUGAACCACGUCCUGGAUGUCUGACUGUCCCAGCUCAUGUCUGUCUGUCUGUCCGUGUGUCACAUCUGCUACAUCUCCUACCUGAACCACGUCCUGGAUGUUUGAGAGCCCCCAGCUCGUCUGUCUGUCUGUCCGUGUGUCAGUUCUGCUGCAUCUCCUACCUGAACCACGUCCUGGACGUCUGAGCGUCCUACCGCGCGUCUGUCUGUCUGUCUGUCCGUGUGUCACAUCUCCUACCUGAACCACGUCCUGGAUGUUUGAGUGUCCCAGCUCAUGUCUGUCUGUCUGUCCGUGUGUCACAUCUGCUACAUCUCCUACCUGAACCACGUCCUGGACGUCUGAGUGUCCCAGCCAGCGUCUGUCUGUCUGUCUGUCCGUGUGUCACAUCUCCUGCCUGAACCACGUCCUGGAUGUCUGAGAGCCCCCAGCCCACGUCUGUCUGUCUGUCCGUGUCACAUCUCCUACCUGAACCACGUCCUGGACGUCUGAGAGCCCCCAGCUCAUGUCUGUCUGUCUGUCCGUGUGUCACAUCUCCUGCCUGAACCACGUCCUGGAUGUUUGAGAGCCCCAGCUCACGUCUGUCUGUCUGUCCAUGUGUCACAUCUCCUGCCUGAACCACGUGCUGGACGUCUGAGCCACCCGGUCCGUGUCCGUCUGUCCGUCUGCCACAUCCCCUGCCUGAACUUGUGCCAGGAACUUCCGAGCCCAGAGCUCGAGUCCGUCUGUCCCUCCACGACCUGAAC